AUGGACAAGGUCACGUUGCUGCAGCAAUGCGUGGACCAAAUGACGCUCGACAUGUUCAACGCCCUUCGCCUGCUUCCACCGCUCGAUGCAAAGGACGAGUCGAAUGCAGAAGUUGUUGCGGAGCAACUGGAACGAAUAAAGGGGCUGGCCAAGGAUCUGCUCCUGAGCGCCAAGCGCACGAACGAAGUGAUCGAUUCGCUUCCGGGCCUGGACAAGACGGAAGCGGACCAACUGGAGGAACUCCGCCUGCUCCAACUUGAAAGCGACGAAGAGGCACGGAAUCUCCUUGACGCAGAAACGGAAGCGUUGCAAUGGAGUGCCCGAGCACGCGAAUCGCUCCGAGUGGUGUGCGACACCCGCCUGAAAAGGCGUCCGACCAUCAACACAUCUAGUGGCUCCACUGCCAACGUGGUCUCCUCUUCGAUCCAAACCACGACGCCCAUCUCUACCGAUCUGUGA
This is a messenger RNA of Aphanomyces invadans, 459 nucleotides long. RefSeq lists its product as hypothetical. Gene Ontology annotation, biological process: regulation of transcription by RNA polymerase II. Gene Ontology annotation, molecular function: transcription coregulator activity. The coding region runs from base 1 to 459 and encodes 152 amino acids. Lineage: Eukaryota; Oomycota; Saprolegniomycetes; Saprolegniales; Verrucalvaceae. Gene Ontology annotation, cellular component: mediator complex. The transcript has a single exon. The record is from RefSeq and is a predicted model, not a curated record.